Molecule: messenger RNA, 612 nt
Organism: Closterium sp. NIES-65
Lineage: Eukaryota; Viridiplantae; Streptophyta; Zygnematophyceae; Desmidiales; Closteriaceae
Source: the annotation of a GenBank genome assembly
AUGGCGGGCGGAGCGGGGGGCGCAGAUGCGAAGAUCCGCAUUUACGAUGUGGGCAUGAAGAAGCGGGGCGUCGACGAGUUCCCCUUCUGCAUCCACCUCGUCAGGUGCAUCCGCCUCGUCAGGUGCAUCCGCCUCGUCAGGUGCGACCGCCUCGUCAGGUGCGACCGCCUCGUCAGGCUGCAGACGGGCAUGCGAGGGGCGUUUAGGAAGCCGCAGGGCGUGUGUGCGCACGUGGCCAUCAGGCAGGUGCUGCUGUCGGUGCGCUGCAAGGAGGCCAACGCCGCUGUCGGUGCGCUGCAAGGAGGCCAACGCCGCUGUCGCCGCCGAGGCUCUGCGCCGCGCCAAGUUCAAGUUCCCUGGGCGGCAGAAGGUCAUUGCCAGCCGCAAGUGGGCUUGACGAAGAACGCUCGCGCUGACUUUGUGAAGUGGAAGCAGGAGAACAGGCUGGCGCACGAUGGAGUCAACGCCAAGCCUUACAUUCUCCAUUCUCCUCACUGUUGCUGUGCCACACGCCCUCCUACCAUGUUCCAACUGCUGGGGAACCACGGCCCUCUUGCUAACAGGAGGCCAGGCCAGGCCUUCCUUACCCCCCCAGAGAAGCAUGAUGUUUAA